UAAGACCGGCGACUGCUGCGAGCCAGAACCCGAUUCUUUCUCCACGAAUCCGCUGAACAAAGCGAAGGGUUCCAUGCUCUUGAGAUUGCACAGAAACAUCACAGCUUGGUGGAGGUAUGACAUUAACCAGGGGCUCCUUCACUUAUUCAAGUGGAGAAGAAUAUACCGGAGAAUGGAAGGAAGGUCGGAGGCACGGUAAGGGCGAGCUGAAGUUUGCCGAUGGCACCUGUUAUAAAGGUCACUUUGAGAAUGGCCUGUUCCACGGAUCAGGGGUGUUAGUCUUUCCCGAUGGAUCCAGGUACGAGGGAGAAUUUGCCCAGGGAAAAUUCCAAGGCGUCGGAAUCUUCAGCAGGUUUGACGGGAUGAAAUUUGAAGGGGAAUUCAAAAGUGGCCGUGUAGAAGGACAUGGACUGCUGACUUUCCCAGACGGCUCCCAUGGUGCUCCGCGGAACGAGGGAGUGUUUGAGAACAACAAGCUUCUGAAACGUGAAAAGUGUCAGGCUGUGGUGCAGAGAGCCAAGAACUCAGCAUCCACUGCCCGCAGCCUCUCUGUAUGACAAACUGACCUCAGUGAGAGCACCCCCUAACUCAGGCCACCCCCGAGUACAUUACGGACUGUACAGUCACUAGUAAAACGAGCAAAUCUGAUUGUGGAUCUGCGUUCAGGGGUGAUCUCUGCCUUCACCACACAACGGAGCU
Rhinichthys klamathensis goyatoka is the source of this 699-nucleotide messenger RNA. It is a transcript of the gene morn4, whose product is annotated as MORN repeat containing 4. The coding region runs from base 117 to 557 and encodes 146 amino acids. The transcript has 5 exons. Lineage: Eukaryota; Metazoa; Chordata; Actinopteri; Cypriniformes; Leuciscidae. The record is from RefSeq and is a predicted model, not a curated record.